Leptidea sinapis is the source of this 2092-nucleotide messenger RNA. Its product is annotated as akirin-like. NCBI's taxonomy places the organism in Eukaryota, Metazoa, Arthropoda, Insecta, Lepidoptera, Pieridae. The transcript is spliced from 5 exons. Gene Ontology annotation, biological process: positive regulation of innate immune response; positive regulation of transcription by RNA polymerase II. The coding region runs from base 281 to 856 and encodes 191 amino acids. Gene Ontology annotation, molecular function: transcription coregulator activity. The record is from RefSeq and is a predicted model, not a curated record. Gene Ontology annotation, cellular component: chromatin; nucleus.
AAUCACCAGUGGGCAGUGGCCAAUCCGCUUUGGAUAUGCAAUAGUUAAAGAAAGAAAAGACAGAGAAGUUGUUACAGAUUUGGGAGAUCCUUUAUUUUAUAUCUAUAAUAAUUAUUUAAAUCGUUCGAUAUUAUUUAACGAAGUUUUAGUUUUUAAUACUUUUGUGUUUUGGUUUAUCUUUGUGUGUUCAUAUUUUGCUGCUGAUUCAUAAAACCUAUCAAACAAAUAGUUCGGUAGUUUUAUCGGAUCUCAUAAGCCUGUCCCUGGGCCUCUAAAGAAAAUGGCGUGUGCUACUCUCAAAAGAAACUUAGAUUGGGAGACCAUGUCUCAGAUGCCCGCUAAGAAGCGUAGAUGUGCUUCUUUUGCGACAAGUCCAAGUACCAGUCCUGGUUUAAAAGUUACUGAACCCAAAAAUUCCGUAUUCGCCGAUAUCGUCAGUACACCCAUAAAACUGACUCCAGAGAUAUUCGAUGAGAUGAGGAGGCUGCAUCGACGCCGGCAGCUGCGGCUCGCGUCCGGCGUCGCUUCGAGCUCCUCAUCCAGCGGCAGCGAGGGAGACGCAUCCCCUCCCCACCACUCGCACACCUUACACACACAGAAAGUCCACAACAAGGCCCUCUUCACAUUCAAACAGGUGCGAAUGAUUUGCGAACGCAUGCUGCGGGAGCAAGAAGCCGCACUGCGUGCUGAAUAUGAGACAGCCUUGAGCAACAAACUGGCAGAGCAGUACGAGGCCUUUGUUCGCUUCAAUACCGACCAGGUGCAGCGCCGACCUCCUGCAGCGACUUGCAUGCCUCUAGGAAUGGACUCUGAACACCACAUGCAUCAAGAUCUCGUGCCGAGCUAUCUGUCCUAAUAAGAAUAGUAAUUCGUAGCAGACUUGGGGGAGAUGUAUCGAGACAUACAUAUUUUGUAAUAUGUGAAUAUACUAUGCAGAAAGUAUUGUGAUUGCUCGCGGAACUUAACUGUUCUCAAACCUACAAUGCAAGGCAGUAUUACAGUUGUACUAAUCAUAUAUUUAAUGGUACUUUCUAUUUAAUAAAAAAAAUGAUGCUUUGUGGCAUUCCACAAAGACCCACUAUUAGAUUCAAAGGAUUUUAUUUAUAAGUGUGUGUGCUAAUAUGAACAACACAUUAUUGAAUGCUAAUAAAUAAGGUCUUUGAUUUCAACUAUAAUUAUAACAACAUCAAAUAUGUAAUAUAAGACAUUGGUGUGCUAAUUUUACUUAUGUGAAUGAUGAGCCAACUCAAUUGUAAACAUGUGUGUGAAACUAGCCACUAAAUUGUCAAAGUGCAUAAAAAUAGUUGUAAGCUUUGGGGCCACAUCUUAGUGGAAUGCCAAAACUGCUGCAGUAUUGUACAGAACACAGCUAAGUCCCGCAGCUCAUUUCAUGCCACUUAACAUAAAUUAGAUUGUAAUGCUUUAGGUAAGGUUCGCAGCAUGAUUGUGUUCAUAGACUGACUCUGACAAAGUUAUGGUUUGGACUGUUAUGCAAUGUGUGGAUAUUUUGCUUGACACAGGGGUAUAAUAAUAUUAUUUCCUAUGACAAAAGGAUAAUUGAUAUAUUAAAUAUUAGAUAACACAAAAUCACAGAGUGCCUAAUAUGAUUCAUCAUUGUUCCCUCAAAAUUCAUUAGUUAGCCAUGAUUUUUGUAUAAUUAUUUUUAGUUUAAUUUUUAGUGUUGUCGAAAUAUAGCUGUACUUUUAUAAAUUAUAUUUGUUUUUCUCUUAAUCAAGCUUGUAAUUGUAGGCUCGAGUUGUUGCCUGGCUUACUGCCCAAUGGUUUAAAGUUUUGUCUUUUUGAGAAAGGCGUUUAGAUUAUUUAAAUUUAGCUUUAUUUAAGUUAUUCUCAAUAAUGUAAUAUUAUAAUGGUGUUGCUGAUUUGAAACGCGCUGCAAAACAUUAUUGGGUUUUCUUUUUAUACAUUGUUUUAGUUAGCAAAUGUUUUAUUGAAUACAACAGGAUUUAAUUUGUUACCAAGCAUAUUCAAUAAAAAUAUUAGGAUAGGUCUUUUUUAAAUUGUAUUAUCAGCUCAUUAUUUGUAGGUAUUGGCGUUUAAGAACUGAGAAAUAAAUUAGCUAAACACCAAUAAA